This is a messenger RNA of Ramularia collo-cygni, 1293 nucleotides long. RefSeq lists its product as uncharacterized. Bases 1 to 1293 code for a protein of 430 amino acids. The record is from RefSeq and is a predicted model, not a curated record. The transcript has a single exon. NCBI's taxonomy places the organism in Eukaryota, Fungi, Ascomycota, Dothideomycetes, Mycosphaerellales, Mycosphaerellaceae.
AUGGGCGGUAAUGCUUUCGCACAUGCUGUGUCCGGCAAUACUCCAACGCUAUAUACACCGCGUGUGACCCCGAAGAAGUAUGAUCAGCUCAAACAACUAUACGAGCUCAAGCUCCGCCGACAUCUUCCUGGACGUCAAGUCAAUAUACUCAAAGAAGCACCGGAGAAGAGAGACUAUGGCGACCUAGACUUCGUUAUCGAAUCUGCACACGAGCCAGUAGACUGGCAGAUUCUUGCUGGUCAAAUCGGCGCUGCUGGCCUCAUCAUCCACAGCAGCGACAAGGUGCAAAGCUGUAGUGUUGCAGUGCCCAUGGAUGGAUCUGCGAGUGCCGGCUUCACGAUUUACAAACUCAAGCACAACUUGACUGGCCUAUCGAUGGAAGUCACGAAAGAGGAGUAUGCUCAGAUCGAUCUUGGAGUUGUGCCGAAGGAGCUUUUCGAGUGGCAUAGCUUCUAUUCUUCGUUUGGAGAUAUGUCUGGCAUGCUUGGCCACAUGGUUCACAAUCUCGGCUUCACUAUAUGCGAUCGCGGUCUCAUGCUUCGGCUUGCAGAACUGGAAGCUGCCAAGGACAUGACAUUCGUGAAUAUCCCAGACACAUGUGGCAAGCUUUUUCUUUCCAAGGACCCGCAGAAACUGUUGGAUUUCCUCGGAUUAUCAUACGACACCUAUCAGCAAGGCUUCGAUACCGCCGACGAUCUCUACCGAUGGUUAUGCCAGUGUAGACUUCUGUCGAAAGACAGCAUCAAAGUUAAACGAGACGACGCAAACGGGCGACAGAAAGAACGCAAACGGCCAGUGUACAGCACGUUCUUCAACGACUGGCUACCUGCCUACCUGGAGACUAGCGUCAAUCAUACAGCCGAUCCACAGCUCAUACCUGCAAGCUCCCGCUACAGUAGCCAGCGUCAAGAUCUCGCGCUCGAAGCGGUGGCCUUCUUUGACAAAAGGACGGAGUAUGAGCGGAUGAGCACUGCACUCGUUUAUAAGAUCAAGUCUCAGAGCGUCGAAAAUCUCCUAAAGCCGAUCAUAUCACAACACAGCGGAUUGAAAGAAAAGAAAUUGGCCGAAGUUGUGAGGAGCUUUCGUCGGUGGGUCGGAUUUCAGGGCGAGAUCCCCUACAUUCUCAACAGUCCAAACGAAGACGAGCAAUCGGAGCUGUACAAGUUCUUGGGUAAAGAAGACACGACGAAGCUGCGAGAUGAAGAGGGUGUCGGCGAGUGGGUGAAAGGAAAUUGGGAAAUGAUCAAAGCGUUGGAGCGAGAGCGUGCCAAAGUCUCAAAGUCUCCUGUUUGA